CGCUCUUUCUAUCGGAUUUGGACCGUUGCAAUCUCAAAUCUCUUUUAAUAUCAAAUCUACAAAAACAACAGAGCAAAAAACAGAGUAAACCGUCAACUUUCAUAAAAAAUGGCAGAGACAUGUGAUUCUCUGCGACAAACCCAUCAACCAAACCCUGCUCUGCAAUCUCUUUUCCAUGUCCUUGACCCUAUUUCUCUCAUUCUUUCUCAGAAUUCAAGCCCUAGUAACCCAAUCCCUUUAAGGCUGACAACAGAGAGUUAUGUAAUGGAAAGAGGUCCCAGAUAUAGAGCAUAUGCAGAGUUGAGAGAAACAAAGCUGAGAAUGAAGGGCGGGAAGCAACAAGAAAGGGAAGAAAUUGAAUUUAAACAAACCCCAUCAAAGAAACAAGUGAAGUUUAGUUCAAGUUUAGGGAUUUCUAGGAAAGGGUCCUCUGUUUUGGCUCAAUCAGUGCCUGAGUUUUCAGCAACUUUAAGGAAAGAGAAUCGAAAGCCGGCAGUUACCAGUGGUAUUGAAUUGACACCACCAGCACCAACAAAGAAACGGUCAAAAGGGAAUGGGGUUUCGUUGCCCAAUUCGAGGGGGAGUAAGUCUGCAAAUGCAGGGGAGAAAAAAGGAAGGUUGAUGAUGGCAAGGAAGAGUUAUGCAAGUGUUGAAGAAUUGAAAGGGAUUACAUUGGCUGCAGCGAAUGCCAUUAAUGGUGGAAACAGGGGAAGGAAGAGUGGUGGCAGAAAAGUAGCUGGUCAUAACAUAACUGUUUUGGGGUAUAGACAGUUUUAGAAAAGAAAAAAAAAAAAAAGCUUUGAAUUUCACUUUGGUUUUUAAACUUUGUUUUUUUUUUUUCGUUUUUUGGGUUUCUUGAUUGGAUUUUGUUUUACAAGGAUUUGAUUACUUGUUCCCACAUGUUAGAGGGAUUAGAAGCUACGAAAUUUUUUUUUCUUGUUAAGUUUGUUUUUCUAUUGUAAA
Messenger RNA from Durio zibethinus, 963 nucleotides. RefSeq lists its product as uncharacterized. The record is from RefSeq and is a predicted model, not a curated record. NCBI's taxonomy places the organism in Eukaryota, Viridiplantae, Streptophyta, Magnoliopsida, Malvales, Malvaceae.